Chrysochloris asiatica (Cape golden mole) is the source of this 918-nucleotide messenger RNA. It is a transcript of the gene MRPL45, whose product is annotated as mitochondrial ribosomal protein L45. The record is from RefSeq and is a predicted model, not a curated record. NCBI's taxonomy places the organism in Eukaryota, Metazoa, Chordata, Mammalia, Afrosoricida, Chrysochloridae. Gene Ontology annotation, cellular component: mitochondrion. The transcript is spliced from 8 exons. Bases 1 to 918 code for a protein of 305 amino acids.
AUGGCAGCCCCCAUACCGCGGGGGUUGUUUUGUAUAUCUAGGGCCUUUGGCCGUUGGUCUCGACAGCCAACCCUGGUGGCUCAGUCCAUAGCUGUAGUUCCAGUGAGAACUAAAAAACGCUUCACACCACCUACAUAUAAACCUAAAUUCAACUCAGAAAAGGAGUUCCUAGAACAUGCUCGGAAAGCAGGAUUGGUCAUUCCACCAGAACGUUUGGAUCGCCCCAUACAUCUGGCCUGUACAGCUGGUAUUUUUGACGCCUAUGUUCCUCCUGAGGGUGAUGCGCGCAUGUCAUCUCUUUCAAAGGAAGGCCUGAAACUGAGAGCUGAACGAAUGAAGAAGAAUAUAGCGUCACAGUUGUCAAUCCGGAAGAUAAAAGAAUAUGAUGCAAAUUUUAAAACAAAGGACUUCCCAGAAAAAGCAAAGGAUAUUUUCAUUGAAGCUCAUCUUUGUCUAAACAAUUCAGACCAUGAUCGGCUUCAUACCUUGGUUACCGAACACUGUUUUCCGGAUAUGGUCUGGGACAUCAAAUAUAAGACUGUCCGCUGGAGCUUCGUGGAAUCUUUAGAGCCACCUCAGGUGGUUCAGGUUCGUUGCUCAAGCCUGGUGAAGCAGAGCAAUAUGUAUGGCCAGGUCACCGUCCGCAUGCACACCCGGCAGAUUCUGGCCAUAUAUGACAGGUUUGGUCGGUUAAUGUAUGGACAAGAAGAUGUGCCCAAGGAUGUCCUAGAGUAUGUUGUGUUUGAAAAGCACUUGAUGAAUCCCUAUGGGAGCUGGAGAAUGCAUGGCAAGAUUGUCCCCCAAUGGGCACCUCCUAAGCAGCCUAUCCUUAAGACGGUGAUGAUCCCUGGCCCCCAGCUGAAACCAUGGGAGGACUAUGAACCACAAGAGGAGGUUCCUAAACCUCAGACAGCCUGA